Molecule: messenger RNA, 2102 nt
Organism: Daphnia pulex (common water flea)
Lineage: Eukaryota; Metazoa; Arthropoda; Branchiopoda; Diplostraca; Daphniidae
Product: lactase-phlorizin hydrolase-like
Exons: 12
Coding region: 283-1833 (516 amino acids)
Biological process (GO): carbohydrate metabolic process
Molecular function (GO): beta-glucosidase activity
Source: RefSeq, a predicted model, not a curated record
AGACGAGACAGCAGCAGCGCUGUUUUGGAUUUUCCCGGAUGAUAAUGACCGAACUGUCGUAUAAUAAACAAGACAAUCGCUCAGCGUUUGAUAACAACCUUGGCGAUACACGUCAACUGGCGGUGAUGAUAUAUGGAGAAAAUCCAACAACCGGUUGUACUAUCGCUCGGUUGGAUCGUCUCAGACAUCCGACAACAAAGGUGCAUUAUUAUUGUUAUUAUAUGAGCAAGUUCAUCGUCUUUUUCCUUUUUUCAAUUUUUCCACUUUGAUAUUCUGGGAAAAAUGAGACAAUCGCGAAAUAACAGGAUUGACAACCGGCGAUGGAUUUCUUGGCUGAUUUUGAGUUUGGUUGUCGCUAGCGACAAAGUUUCGGCCAUCUUCGUUGAUGAGCCGUUACUUUACGACACUUUCCCACCUGAUUUCAUCUGGGCUUCGGCAACCAGCGCCCAUCAGAUCGAAGGAGCCUGGAACGUCGAUGGUAAAGGGCCGAGUAUUUGGGACACUUAUACAUCGCAGCCGGGCAUUGUUGCCGAAGGAGCUACAGGCCAAACAGCUUGUAACAGUUACUAUUUUUACCAAAAAGACGUCGACGCCCUCAAGAGUUUAAAUGUGAGUCACUACCGGUUCUCCAUUUCGUGGCCGAGGGUUUUGCCAAACGGAAUCGGCCAAGUCAACCAACCGGGAAUCGACUACUAUAAGAAUCUGAUUGCCGCACUCAAAGUGGCAAACAUCCAGCCGAUGGUAACCUUGUACCACUGGGAUUUACCGCAAGCCCUCGAGGAUAUGGGAGGCUGGUUGAACGCUUCCGUGGCCGACUGGUUCGAAGAAUACGCCCGUCUCUGUUUCACUCAAUUCGGCGAUGACGUAAAAAUAUGGGUCACCCUAAACGAGCCUUGGAUUACAGCUUGGCAAGGCUACGGACUCGGAGUCAGCGCACCUGCCAAAUACGGACCUGGAACUUAUACUUAUCAAGCCGGCCACAACUUGAUCCUAGCCCACGCCAAAGCCUACCGACUCUACGAAUCAACUUUCAAAGCUUCCCAACAAGGAAAAGUUGGAAUCGCAUUAAAUGUCAAUUGGUUCUUCCCGGGAAGCGAUCUGAUAGCCGAUAAGGAUGCGGCCAAACGAGCACUCCAGUUUAUGGGCGGUUGGUUUGCCAAUCCAAUUUUCGGUAGCGGGGAUUACCCAUCAAUUAUGAAACUGAAGAUUGGGGAGAAAAGCGCUCAGCAAGGAUUCAAUCAAUCUCGGCUGCCGGAAUUCACCGCCGAGCAAAAGCUGUUGGUUCAGGGCAGUGCGGAUUUCCUCGGCAUCAAUCACUACACCAGUUUGCUGACGGUUAAUCAACCCAGCAAUAUCAACGACGUCAGUUAUGAAUCCGAUCAAGAUCUUUAUUCUUAUUAUGAUCCAUCUUGGUACGGAUCUGGAUCACCUUGGUUAAAAAUAACGCCUUUCGGCUUGCGAAAUCUUUUGGGCUGGCUGAGAGACAAGUUCAACAACCCGGAAAUGAUUAUCACCGAGAACGGAUGCAGUGACACGGCUGGCAAUUUGGACGACAUGUUGAGAAUCUAUUACUACAAGCACUACAUCAAUAACGUCCUCAAAGCCAUUAAAACCGACGGAGUCAAAGUCAGUGGGUACACGGCCUGGUCUUUAAUGGACAACUUUGAAUGGCGUGCUGGAUACAACGAGAAAUUCGGACUUUUCAAUGUCGAUUUUUCGUCGCCAGAACUCCCACGGACGGCCAAAGCUUCCGCCCGUUACAUCGCUCAAAUCAUCCACGACAACGGGUUUCGAUCGGACCAGCCUUGCAAUAACUAUCCAAUUUCGAAAUGAAAUUUUCUUUUCAAAUUUCUUUUUACCUCGUCUGUUGUGUAGGAUUUUAUUGAUUGCAAGUAGUAUGUAUGCAGAAAUCGGUUCUCAGGGCUUUAAAAACUUUGUUGCUCUCAAAUGUUCGUUAUCGAUCUUAUCGAACGGCGAAUAAUGGAACGAUUGUUAUUGAUAACAUUGUGAGAUGGAAUUAUUUUGGGCCAUAGAAUUUUAUAGUUCUGUUCAAAGCUAAGAAGAAAACAUGAGAAUAAACAUCGACCCGUGUCUAUAUAGAG